Molecule: messenger RNA, 2261 nt
Organism: Anolis sagrei ordinatus
Lineage: Eukaryota; Metazoa; Chordata; Lepidosauria; Squamata; Anolidae
Source: RefSeq, a predicted model, not a curated record
CGAAGCGACGACGAUGCCCUUGUGAAGCUGUGCCAGGGGCUCCUGCUGGCCCGGAGCUGGGCUUCGGCCAUUCCUUCCCUCCCUCCCUCCUUCGGAGAUGACCCAGAGGCCCGUCCUGCCCGCCUCCUUACCCGGAACCCUGGCCAGCCAUGCCACGAUAGCCAGAUCCGACCACCAAAGAGGCAGGAGGGCUUUCCCAUGUGAGGCCAAGCGCCCGCUCCGCCCGGACUCCGUUUUGUUUUUGUAUUGAUAUUUCCAAGUUGUUUUGAUUCUUCUCGGCGUGCCUCGAUUGUUGUCGUUUUGUUUUGCUCCCCCCUUUCCUUUUUUUUUUUUUGAGUUUUGCCCAUGGCUUUUUUGAUGAAGAAGAAGAAGUUCAAGUUCCAGACCAGCUUCACUUUGGAGGAACUGACGGCCGUGCCUUUCGUCAACGGGGUCCUCUUCUGCAAAAUCCGGCUGCUGGAUGGAGGGGAUUUCGCCACCUUGUCCUCCAGGCCGCCGGGCAUAGGUACGUGGCGGCACCGUGGAGAAGCUUUGGUUCCAGUAGCGGAUCUUCUUCCAGAGGGUCUCCAGCUUCUUGCGGCAGCCGUACUCCGUGAAGAAGUCGAUGAUGCCCAGGAAGUAGCGGUACUCAGGCCCGUCGACCACGUGGAGCGGGUUGCGGGAGUUGGACAGCAUGCGCAGGUUCUGGUCCAUGUGGAUCGAGUCGUUGGUGAGGCUGGGGGCGCCCCAGGCGAUGCGGCUGGGCACUCCGAUGCCCCUGGGUUCGGAGGAGCCCCCAGCCUCCCCCUCAGAGCUGUCGCUGCUGUGCAGGACGUAGGGUGCCAGGAUGUCGCGCGUCAGCGUCUCGCUCUUCAGCGACGGCUCCAGGUCGACCUCCACGCUGGGCCGGUGCUUCAGGUACAGCCCCAGCAAGGUGUGCAGGGUGGUCUUGCUCUCCGGGGACAGCUUGUAGAACUGGUCGAGGCUGGAGACGGUCUGGUGGAUGAAGGACGACAGGGAGCUCUCCUCUUCGCCGUCCAGCGUCACCACGGAGGGGUUGCGCAGGCUCUGGUUGACCGACCUGUGGGAAGAGCCAGAUCUUCUGCAGAGCUUCCUGAUGGGCAAAAGCAACCGCUGUUAGGAAUGGUGGGAGUUGGAGUCCAAAACACCCGGAGGGCCAAAGUUUCUCCAUGCCUGGGUUACAGGCACUCUCUCUCUUAUGGGGCCUCCCUUCUCUCCGCAGGGCUGCCAGAGGAGCCGGACCAGAACCUGUCCAGUCCGGAGGAAGUCUUCCACUCGGGACACUCACGGAACUCCAGCUACGCCAGCCAGCAGUCCAAGAUCUCUGGUAACGGCUCGUCGCAUGCGCUUGCCAAAAGAACCCAAAGCUACAGCACCGAGCACUCGCGCUCCUCCAGCACCUCGGACCUGACGCACCGGCGCAACACGUCAACCAGCAGCAGCGCCUCAGGCGGCCUCAGCACAGCGGUGGAGGGUCCCGAGGGCGAGCGUGAGCCCCGACCAGAGAAGCCCCCACGCCCGCCCCGGCCCACCCUCCUCACAGAGAGACCCUCCAGGCGGAAGAAGGACUCGGUGGAGAGCCACCCCACCUGGGUGGACGACACCCGGAUCGACGCGGACGACAUCGUGGAGAAAAUCAUGCAGAGCCAGGACUUCACGGACGUCAGCAACACCGAAGAUAGUAACCUGAGGCUGUUUGUGAGCAGAGACGGGCGGACGACCCUCAGCGGGAUUCAGCUUGCAAACAGCUUUCUGACGUUUGAUUUCAGGCCAGAGUCUCAUCUGGAGUUUACGAGCCAGUGGUCAUCGAAACCCACUAAAAUGUGAACGCGGCGACGGGUGGACGCAGAGGCGACGGAUGGAUGCCGUUCGUUCCGUGGGCUUUUCCUGUCCUCCCUUCUUUAUUCCUUCCUUCCUCCCUUCCUCUCGAUCCACGUGCCCUUUGAGCCCUUUCUUCACACAACAUUCCAGGCAGGACUUCCUUCCUUCUCUCACUCCGAUGCUGCCGGGAGCAACACUCCGGGACUUUGGCACUUUCGGAGAGGCUUGGAGGCAGCGCUGAGACCGGGGCGGGCGCCUUCUCGUCGAAACAGAAAAUGUGGGCGGACUGUCGUCAGUGGGAUUCCCCACACCCACCCACCCACCCCGGUCCCGUCUCGCCCUCUCUUUGCUGUUGGGUUAAACCACUGUGAACACUCCCCUUCCUCCACUAGGCAAAACACCCUGUCACCCAGGCAGGGAGAAGCUUCAGCCCUCCGGGU